AUGGGCCUCAUUGGAUUAAUCGCAGAACUUGCCGUGCUUGGCUCCAUCGCUGCUGGCAUUGCUGCCAAUGCCGCGGUUGUGGGUACUUGCAAGAUGCUCGAACUUAGAAAUGGUGCAGGCAAUAUUGGUCCUUGGAGAGCCGACAUUGAUGGAAGUGGUUGUCAAGGCUGGAAUAAGGAUGAAACUGACCAGGAUGACUGGAUACUCAACAUGGCCCGUGCUUGCAGUGUGAUGGCCCUCAUUUUUGGCUGCAUCUUGGCGGUCUUUGGCUUUUUCAAUCAAUGCCUCUGCCCUCUUCCCUGCUCUCAAAAGAUUCUUGAUUUGAGUGGUGUUGGUGUCCAAAUUGGAUUGGCUCUGACUUGGCCCAUGAUUCGCAGUUCAGUGUGUGAUAAUCAUGGAGGAUGUCGCUGGGGAGAUGAUGCUGCCGCAUUGCUCCUUUCGCAAAUCUUUUACCUUGCGGCCAGUAUCUUCAACCGAUGCAUGAGGGAACCUCGAUACAAGCGACGCCAAGAAGAAAGGCAAGAGGAGCCUGAACCAGAAAAGGAUUUGGAACAGAAUGAAACCAACGGCAGCGGUACAGAAGCUCACUAG
This is a messenger RNA of Seminavis robusta, 591 nucleotides long. The record is from the annotation of a GenBank genome assembly. Lineage: Eukaryota; Bacillariophyta; Bacillariophyceae; Naviculales; Naviculaceae.